Onychostoma macrolepis is the source of this 4870-nucleotide messenger RNA. RefSeq names its product CDC42 effector protein (Rho GTPase binding) 1a (gene cdc42ep1a). Lineage: Eukaryota; Metazoa; Chordata; Actinopteri; Cypriniformes; Cyprinidae. The transcript has 4 exons. The coding region runs from base 1153 to 2217 and encodes 354 amino acids. The record is from RefSeq and is a predicted model, not a curated record.
GAACGCACUGGGAACAUGGAGCUUGUCCAGUAGAGCUGGAAAUGCCCGCCCCCCGAUUCUGCUCUGACCAAACGCGCCUCUAGCAGCGCGACACUGACGGAGCUCCGCACUGACCGCUGCCUCGCAAACUGAAGACUGAAGACUGUACAAAAGAGAAAAGUUUUAUGGGGGAUUGCAGGAUUUUACCGUAUGUGGAGAUAAAUCUCAUUCAUCGCUUUUUGGGGCAUGAUAAACUUGUAUUCAUCAACCCACGAGGACCUUUGCUGAUUUUACAAGAACCCCUUCAAACUGGGACGCCUGAAUGGAAUAAGCCAGCUGAGGGGGAUUCGGGGUGAAGGAAGAGAAGAGGGAUUAGGGGCUUAUCCUGGACAUGACCAAUCCUUAAGGAGCCUCCGUCAAGCUGUACUAUUGCCCAGAUUAUUACAUUUAAUUUAUUACCUUUUAAAGACCCUUUAUCUCCCCCGGGGGAUUCCUGGUGAGUGGGCCGCUGGAUUUGAGUAUCUUUAAAAACAAAGGAUCAGGAGCAGAGGCCGGUGGGAGUGGAGGAGCAUGAGAAGAUACAUGCAGGGAUAAAGCAACAAGCCUCCCUGCAGCUUUACACUUCAGCAGGGUGCAGGUCAAGGGUCACUGAAUGAACUUGGAUUGGGAAAGCAUGCGAUCACGUUGAUUACACAAAUCUGAUUAAGAGCAUGUAGCAGCAGACUCUCUGGACCUUGCUAAAGAAGGAGCACAUGGUUUCAGUCCUAAACCACAAAGAUAUCUGUAGCCCGAGCUGAAUUUAUUUCUGAACUGAUCUUUUUUUCAGAAGCACAAACCCAGAACAACUGUGAAGCCCAGAAUCUUUGACCACAUACGCAGCAGAGGUUUUCAGGAAUUGGAGUCAUGCAUAUUUUCAGCUCACAUUUAUCUUCGCAGAAUCUUUCUGGAUAUGAACAAAGACCGAUGGCCAAAAUGGGACAUAGCUGAAUGCGUCUGCCUUUUGAAAAACUGUGCAAAAGAAACUUUCCACUCAACUGCGGUUGUUAUUAUGCUGAGAUAUUUUAAAGCUUGAAGGGAUACGUGUAUAGUUUGCUUUCUUACGGUGUUCUCACCAAUUUUUGUGGAUAUUUUCUUUCUGACUGUGGAAAUUUACAGUUUGUACCCGGAGAAGCCAUGAACUUGGGCAAGCUCGCUGGCCUGAAGGGCCUGGUUUCCCACUCCUCAGGAAAGCGUCGAUUUAAAGGUGACCUCACCCCGGACAUGAUCAGCCCCCCAUUGGGCGAUUUCCGCCACACCAUGCAUGUGGGCCGUGGAGGGGACGUGUUUGGGGACACCUCAUUCCUCAGCAACCAUGGUGGAGCAGGAAAUAACGCAGAUGGAGACGCCUCCUCCACUUCAGAGAAGAAUGAGGGAUUCUUCUCCCGCACGCUUCGCCAUGUCCGCAGGACCCCCGACAGGCCCCGCGGCGGCUCCAAGGACCUUUCGCCUCCACCUCCACCCAUUUCUCCAAUCAUUAAGAAUGCCGUUUCCCUCCCCCGGCUGGACGUGGACUCACCCAACGGCUGUCCUGUGAAAGUGCUUUUCCCUAGUCCACCCAAAACACCAGAGAACUCCACAUACUUGUAUGGUUUGGAGUCUGGCUUUGUAACCUUGCCGAGAUUGUCCCGCACUGAGCGUCCAGCCCAGGGCAGUUCUCCCUCUGCCUGCCCGCCUGAAAUCCACAGAGGCUCGCUCACGGACACGGGUAUCCCGUCCUUCCCAUGUUCAUACUCCAUCAGUCCUUCUGACUCCAUGAACUCCUUCACUCUUGAUCUGGGCCCUUCCCUCAUGUCUGAAGUCUUUGCCAUGAUUGACAGCCCUGUGUGUGAAAAGGCCGAUCCCAUCAGUGAAAAAACACAGUCCACAGAUGAUAACUCUGAGGUGGACUCGGACGCAACCACGUCCUUGGUGGACUCUCUCCUGAGAGAAGACGAUGACGGUAGGACACGGUUGUAUGGAGGAGAGUGGAAGCAUUCGGACUUGGUAAAUGGUGAGUCACCCAAAAAAUCCAUGCUGGGGGAUCGGAUGCGCUCCUUCUCCAUUGAGGAUCACGGCAUGGAGCCAGAGAGCUUCCAGAGGGCUGCUGAUGUGCUGGCACGUCAUUAUGGGAGUGGAGGACUCAGGAAUACAAACACCAACAACUCUCAUAGGAGAGGACCAUACAGCUAUCCUGAUGAAGAAGAAGAAAUCAAAGUCUAACACUAUGAGAUGCCUAAAGUCCAAAUCGUACAGCACCUUUAAAUGGAUAGUUCAGCCAAAAACGAAUAUUCAUUCAUAAUUUCCUCAGAUUCUUUCCUUUGUGCUAUAAUGAAAGGAGUUCUUUUUUCGUUAUAAUGUAAUUGAAUGAGGGCUGGGCCUAUCAAGCUCCAUAAUCAUAAAAAAAGCACCAUGAAAGUAUCAUAAAUGUAGUCCAUAAUUUUCUGAAACCAUUUUAGUGUACAGUGAGGAACAGACCAAAAUUCCCAAAAGAUAUUGUUGACUUAUGAUAUGCUGUUCCUCUGGGCUGUGAACUGAAUCACUGAGUCACUCGAGCACCAAAUCAGUUCUGCUUCAAAUUUUGAACGAAUCAUCCAGAAUGGUUUUCUGUACUGGGUAAGCAUUGAAAAUAUAAAGACAGUUUUUUUUCAGGAAUAUGACAUUGCUACUUCUCCCAUGAACAUGCCACAGACAACUAGGACAGAUAACAAAAAUAAUUCAUAAUUUAAAGGGAUAUUCCACCCAAAAAUGAAAAUUCUGUCAUCAUUCAUUCACCCUCACAUCAAUCUAAAAACUGACUUUCUUUCUUCUGUAGAACACAAGAUAUUUUGAAGAAUGUUUCAAUUGUUUUUGUCACAUUUUGUCAAGUACAACAUACAAUGAAAGUCAGUGGAGUUCAGUGUUGUUUGGUUUCCAGCGUUCCUCAAAAUACCUUCGUUCUGCAGAAGACGGUUUAGAAUGACAUGAGUGUGACUAAAUGAUAUCAAGAUUUUUCUUAAUGGGUGGAGUGUCCCUUGAAUAACAAUUAAAUAAUAAAUUAUAAAUGUAACAAUAAUGAAAUCUGGUCUGUUCCUCACAGAAAGCUAUUGUAUGUCUCCAGAAGACUACCCACAACCCACAAGUCAACGGGAUUACUUUUCUUAAACUUUUGGUGCUUUUUUUGUCAUUUUGGAGUUUGUAGCCCAGGUUCUCAUUCAGAUUUUAUGAAAAAGAGCACCAACGAUAAAUGCCUAAAAUUUUAGUUCCACAAAAGAGGGUCAUACAAGUUCAUAAUGACAUGAGAGUGAUCAAUGAUUAUUUUUGGAUGAACUAUUCCUUUAAAAAUAUUUCUAAAUUUUGCAUUGGGGAAAAUGAAAGCUAAUGAACUAUUAUUUACCCCUACAUUCAUGGUGUUUUAAAGAAAGUAUUACAAAGAAAAAGAACAGAACAAAAAAAAGUGGAUCUACAUUUUGCAAAUAUUGGACAAGAACAUAAUCUAGUAUUGGCAUCUUGAAUUUUCUCCUAUGUUUGAUCCUACCGUCUCAUCCCUAAAACAUUAGCUUUGAUCCAGGGAAAUAAAACCUGCCACAGUUGCUCUGUAAUGCACAAUAAACACAGAUAGCACAAUGGUAACAAUAUGCUAUUAAAAUAUGCAAUAUUUUAGUUUACAAUAUUUAGAUUUCAAGUAAACCUCUGUUGUAUGCAAUGUACAGUGAUACCAUGUAGAAUACAGACAUAUACCUGCUAGCUAUCUUGUAUCUACUACACUAAACACUUUACAUUUUGCAUUCAUGUAGUUUUAAUAGCUCAUAUUCCCAUUGUGAACAUUGUGUUGCAGCUUAAUUAUUUCGUGAGAAACCAGCGAACAAGACGAAGACCUACUGGUCUCUGUGAUGCACAAAACUGUGAUGUGCUUUAUGUUUUCAAAUGAGUACAAACAACUCCGAAGAAAAAACAACCAUACUGUCAUUUUUCUUUCCUUUAUUACACGAUAAAUAUCUUAAGAUCAACACAGUAUACAGUAAUAUUAUAUGAUGUCCACCAGCUUUUAUCAAUGUUUUAUGAAAUUAUGAUGAAAUAUUAAUAUGAAUUUAGUUUGAAUUUAAGUUUUGUUUGUUAUGACAGAGGGGUUGACAUCUCUUUUACCUUAAUCACAAUAUAAUAUGUACAUACUGUACGUAUGUGCGGCUUUGCACAAGAAAUUUACCUAUGUAUGUUACCUAUCAAUGACGGCAAUAAAGUUUUCAUUAAAAGAAGCUAUGAACAACAUCAGCCGUAAAAUGCUUUAACAAGUGUGAGCAUGAUUUUAUUGUUAUGGUGUUUCAAAUGUCAUGCUUCAGAAUAAGCUUAUAUAUAAAUAGCUAAUGUGAAGCGUGUCAGUACGCACUAAACUAAAACCAAAGGAAGUCAGAUUAUACUAUGUUGUAUUUGUGUUUGACAGUUCUUAAACCCGUAUCUCUAGAGCAGACAUACACUUUUGUUCAAAGGUUUGGGAUUUUUUUUUUUUUUUUUUAGAAAUUAAUACUUUUAUUCAGGAUGCAUUAAACUGAUCAAAAAUGACAGUAAAGAUAUUUAUAAAUGUAAAACAAAUGCUGUUCUUUUGAACUUUAAUUAAUCAAAGAAACAAAUGUAUCACUGCUUAUUAUCCACAAAAAUAGUAUCCACAACUGUUUUCAAAACUGAUAAUAAAAAAAUGUUUCUUGAGCACCAAAUCAGAAAAUUAAAAGUAAUGGCUGCUGAGAAGUCAUCACAGGAAUAAAUUACAUUUUGAAAUAUAUUAAAAUAGAAAAGUUAUUUUAAAUUGUAAUACUGUUUAUUAUAUUACUGUUUUUACUGUAUUUUGUUCAAAUAAAAACAUUGAUGAGCAUAAGAGACUUCUUUCAAAAACAUUUUUAAA